Messenger RNA from Oncorhynchus keta (chum salmon), 2925 nucleotides. It is a transcript of the gene fbxo42, whose product is annotated as F-box protein 42. NCBI's taxonomy places the organism in Eukaryota, Metazoa, Chordata, Actinopteri, Salmoniformes, Salmonidae. Bases 179 to 2281 code for a protein of 700 amino acids. The record is from RefSeq and is a predicted model, not a curated record. Gene Ontology annotation, molecular function: protein binding. The transcript has 10 exons.
UCCUCCGUUCACGAUUUACGUGCGCGCUCCCGCGUUGCGAAGGACGCUGCCACUGAGGAAGAUGGCGAAUGCUUGGAGUAUGGCGAUUUACUGCAGAAGCUGAUAAAGGGAAUGAGAAGAGAGACGUCAAAAGAUAGAAAACCAGCUAAAUAAUUCGUGCAGAAUUACGAAAGAAAGAAUGUCCCGCUCCUCAGACAGUGAGGAUGGAUACUUUGUUGCCAUGGAUACAGAGGAAGAUGGAUCAAGGCCUGUUGGAUUGGCACAGGAGGAAGAAGAGAAGCUGGGGACCAACAGAAGAGAGAGGGACCUAGAGGGCUUAGUUGAGGGCGAGAGGACAAUGGUGGAGCUACCAGAGGAAGUCCUAGAAUACAUCCUGUCCUUCCUUUCACCUUACCAAGAGCACAAGACCGCUGCACUGGUGUGUAAACAGUGGUACCGCCUCAUCAAAGGUGUUGCAUAUCAGUGUUACCAUGGUUUUCUGCGGGCCGUCCAGGAUGGCUACAUCCAAUGGGAGAGUCGUACAUACCCAUAUCCUGGAACACCCAUCACUCAACGCUUCUCACACAGUGCAUGCUACUAUGACUCCAACCAGUCCAUGUAUGUGUUUGGGGGCUGCACUCAGAGUAGCUGCAAUGCUGCCUUCAAUGACCUGUGGAGACUUGACCUCAACAGUAAGGAGUGGAUCCGCCCUUUAGCCUCAGGCUCCUAUCCGUCUCCUAAAGCGGGGGCUACCCUGGUGAUGUACAAAGACCUGCUGGUGCUGUUUGGUGGAUGGACUCGCCCCAGCCCCUACCCACUGCAUCAACCAGAGAGAUUCUUUGAUGAGAUCCAUACAUACUCCCCUUCCAAAAACUGGUGGAACUGCAUCGUGACGACCCACGGUCCCCCACCCAUGGCCGGUCACUCUUCCUCUGUCAUAGGGAGCACCAUGGUGGUGUUUGGAGGGUCACUAGGGGCACGCCAAAUGAGUAAUGAGGUGUGGGUUCUGGAUCUGGAGCAGUGGUCCUGGUCCAAGCCAACCAUCUCUGGCCUGUCCCCCCACCCACGAGGAGGCCAGUCUCAGAUUGUGGUUGGCAACGAGACUCUACUUAUUCUGGGAGGCUGUGGAGGCCCUAAUGCGCUGCUGAAGGAUGCCUGGCUCCUCCACAUGGGUGCCCCACCCUGGACGUGGCAGCAGUUGAGGGUUGAGAACGAUGACCAUGGAGCCCCAGAGCUGUGGUGCCACCCCGCCUGCAGGGUUGGGCAGUGUGUGGUGGUGUUCUCCCAGGCUCCUUCUGGCCGUGCGCCCCUCAGCCCCAGCCUGAACUCUCGGCCCUCACCCAUCAGUGCCUCUCCCGCUCCCUUGGGCACGGAGCCCCCUUCCCUGCGCGCCUAUUCCCCUGUGAGGAGUGGAGCCGCCGGGGUCGUCCUGGGGGCCGCUGAGGAAGCCCCCUGUGUGAACGGCCGCUGGGGCACACUGAGACCCCGUCCCUCGGCCAGAGGGGGUGCCAGAGAGGGUAGCCCCGGCUCCUCCUCUCAGCAGCCAUCCCCCUCCCAGGGUCCUGACAGCCCGCCUCUUCCAUCCCUCCAUCCACUACUCGACAGCUCGUCCCCCUCUCCCAGGACCAGCCCUGCCCAGGCUGCCUCCCCGCCCUCUCACCCCCCUGUCUCGUCGGACUACGGCUGGGAAUCUACCCUUUCUGCCACACACCCCCUUUCUGCUGAGGUACUCAGCACUAAUGGAGUGCACACACCUCCCCCUGCUCCUGGCUCCCCACUCACUCCACCGGGGGCGGUUUCCCCUGCUGCCCUGAGACGGGGCCUGGAGGCUGUCAAAAACCCAUCCUCUUCAUCCAUGCCAUCGUCCUCAAAUCCAUUGUCUCAAGGGGCUGCUACAGGAGUAAGUGGAAGCGGGGCUUCAGCGGGAACCUCCCCCUCAUCCUCCAGCCCACCACAGGUUGCCGCUGACGGACACACCAUCCCGCCCAUCGCACGGCGGCUUGGCCAUCACCCGCCCCAGAGCCUGAACGUGGGCAAGCCCCUGUACCAGUCGCUCAACUGCAAGCCCAUGCAGAUGUAUGUACUGGAUGUGUCCCGAGCCAAAGGGGACGGUCUUGUCUCCUGGAGGGUUUACGGUAACGGAACCCCCGCCGCCGUCACGGGUCCCCCCGAGACGAGCCUCCACACAGUGGUCCAAGGGAGGGGUGAGCUCAUCAUUUUCGGGGGCUUGAUGGACAAGAAGCAGAACGUGAAGUACUACCCUAAAACCAACGCCUUGUACUUUGUACGCGCUAAGAGGUAAUGUAACGACGGACAGGGUCGUGAAUGAUGCCAGAAAGUGUUGCUAAGUAACGGACGAUCAAUUUUCCAUCCUGACCCAUACAAGAGAAGUGAAAGGUCUUAUUCCUCUACCGCAGAGGAUCAUGGGAAAAUAACAUAUCACACUAAUUCUUGGCAUUUCUUUCUUCUCUCACACUAACUUCUCUCCCUCUACUUCUCUCUCUACCCCCUCUUCCUAUCGCAUAACUUCAAAGAAUAUAACAUUUCAGACAGUACAUUUUAUUAAGGACGUUGAGGGUGUUGUUGCUAUGACUGAGGAUUGGAUGAAUGGGUAUCCUGACCUCCCAACACCUGCAGUGUGUGUGAGAUGGUUGGUCAAAUGGCCCGACAGGACAGCAGUUUUUCCAUUGAUCCCUAAAGAUUUACAGUUUCUGUUCCUCUUCGGUCUCCCCGCUGUGCACUGAGAGGGAGAGAAAAGUAAAUGGUUGAACGAGCCCUGGGCUGAAGAGGGAGGAACAGUGGAUGGCUGACUACUUUGCUUUUUUAAUCACUCUCUCAGCCUGCAUUGUUUACAUUGAAGAGUGUAAGUGUGUGUGAAAGCGUGUAUGUUGAUGUUGGGUGUGAGUGCGUGUGGGUGUAAAUGCUAUUGUAUGUUGAUUUUUUGGG